Molecule: messenger RNA, 458 nt
Organism: Aspergillus thermomutatus
Lineage: Eukaryota; Fungi; Ascomycota; Eurotiomycetes; Eurotiales; Aspergillaceae
Gene: asf1
Product: nucleosome assembly factor ASF1
Exons: 3
Biological process (GO): DNA replication-dependent chromatin assembly
Cellular component (GO): nucleus
Molecular function (GO): histone binding
Source: RefSeq, a predicted model, not a curated record
AUGUCCGUGGUCUCACUUCUCGGAGUCAAGAUUGUCAACAAUCCCGCCCCUUUUCUUGCUCCAUAUCAAUUCGAGAUUACCUUUGAGUGCCUUGAACAGCUCCAGAAAGACUUGGAAUGGAAACUCACUUACGUCGGCUCUGCUACAUCUUCUGAAUAUGACCAGGAACUCGACUCUCUUCUUGUCGGACCCAUCCCCGUUGGUGUGAACAAGUUCCUUUUCGAGGCCGACGCUCCGGACCUGAAGCGAAUCCCUACUUCAGAAAUUCUUGGCGUCACAGUGAUUCUUCUCACUUGCAGCUAUGAUGGCAGAGAAUUUGUUCGUGUUGGGUACUACGUGAACAACGAAUACGACUCGGAAGAGCUCACCCAGGACCCUCCCGCCAAGCCGAUUAUUGAACGAAUCCGCCGGAAUAUUCUUGCUGAGAAGCCAAGAGUGACCAGAUUUGCUAUCAAGUG